Psylliodes chrysocephalus is the source of this 2658-nucleotide messenger RNA. The record is from the annotation of a GenBank genome assembly. Lineage: Eukaryota; Metazoa; Arthropoda; Insecta; Coleoptera; Chrysomelidae.
AUGCCUGUAGUUGAUAUACGUACGCGCUGGAACUCCACUCUUCAAAUGCUUUUAUGGGCCCUAGCAUGUAAAUCAGCACUUAAAAUUUUGUGCGAAAAUAAUACCAAACUGACAAAAUUUGGGGUCUCUGAAGAAUCAUGGAAUCUUUUAAGGGAUGUUUUAAAGUAUUUAAAACCGUUUAAUACCCUGACAAAUAUGUUCAGUGGUGAUACCUUUUGCACGAUUUCGACAGUAGUAAUCGGUAUAAACUUAUUGUUAGAUAAAUUAGAGUCGUGGGCCAAAACACUCGAUGAAAAACCAGAAAGAAAAACUACAGAUGAAAAUAUUAUUCUGGCACUGAAUGCCUCAAGAGAUAAAAUAUUAAAACACUACAAUAAAUCAAAUUGGAUUUAUUGUGUUUCAAAAAAUUUAGAUCCUCGACAUAAAAAGGAAACUUUUAAAUAUACUAAUUUGGGCAAAAAUUUGCAAGAUAUGUCUGUGUCGACAUUUGAAAAUAUGUAUAGAGAUUUAUAUUACCAGGAAGAUGAAAAUUUAUAUACCAUCACUGUAGACAAGAAUGGCAGAAAUUAUAAAAAUAUUAUUUUACAUGAGGUUGACGAUGAUUUUGAAGUAGGUUUAAGUUCACUUUUUGCAAAUACAUCUGAAGAGGAACUUACAGAACCAUGGAGAAAGGAAUUGGAUGAAUAUUAUAACAGUCCAAGAGCUGGGGAAAAGACAGACGUGAUUAAUUGGUGGUGGAAAAAUGAGAAAACUUUCCCCAAUUUGUCAAAAAUGGCAAGAUAUAUUUUAUCCAUUAUGUCCAGCUCUGCACCAUCGGAACGACUUUUCUCAAAGGCAGCCCUUGUGAUUACCAAACAUAAGAAUCGCUUGACAAACCAGUCAAGUAGAAUAAAAUGCAUCCGUCCGCACGAGGUUUACGAAUGUGGCAGCCCAUGUCAAACACAGUGCAAAACACUUGGAGAACCUUGUCCUAUAAUAAAUAAAAAAUGCACCUACGCCUGCCGAUGUGAUAAAGGCUAUGCGAGGGACGACAAUGGAAAAUAAGAUUCAGAAGAUUCAGAAGAUUCAGAAGAUUCAGAAGAUUCAGAAGAUUCAGAAGAUUCAGAAGAUUCAGAAGAUUCAGAAGAUUCAGAAGAUUCAGAAGAUUCAGAAGAUUCAGAAGAUUCAGAAGAUUCAGAAGAUUCAGAAGAUUCAGAAGAUUCAGAAGAUUCAGAAGAUUCAGAAGAUUCAGAAGAUUCAGAAGAUUCAGAAGAUUCAGAAGAUUCAGAAGAUUCAGAAGAUUCAGAAGAUUCAGAAGAUUCAGAAGAUUCAGAAGAUUCAGAAGAUUCAGAAGAUUCAGAAGAUUCAGAAGAUUCAGAAGAUUCAGAAGAUUCAGAAGAUUCAGAAGAUUCAGAAGAUUCAGAAGAUUCAGAAGAUUCAGAAGAUUCAGAAGAUUCAGAAGAUUCAGAAGAUUCAGAAGAUUCAGAAGAUUCAGAAGAUUCAGAAGAUUCAGAAGAUUCAGAAGAUUCAGAAGAUUCAGAAGAUUCAGAAGAUUCAGAAGAUUCAGAAGAUUCAGAAGAUUCAGAAGAUUCAGAAGAUUCAGAAGAUUCAGAAGAUUCAGAAGAUUCAGAAGAUUCAGAAGAUUCAGAAGAUUCAGAAGAUUCAGAAGAUUCAGAAGAUUCAGAAGAUUCAGAAGAUUCAGAAGAUUCAGAAGAUUCAGAAGAUUCAGAAGAUUCAGAAGAUUCAGAAGAUUCAGAAGAUUCAGAAGAUUCAGAAGAUUCAGAAGAUUCAGAAGAUUCAGAAGAUUCAGAAGAUUCAGAAGAUUCAGAAGAUUCAGAAGAUUCAGAAGAUUCAGAAGAUUCAGAAGAUUCAGAAGAUUCAGAAGAUUCAGAAGAUUCAGAAGAUUCAGAAGAUUCAGAAGAUUCAGAAGAUUCAGAAGAUUCAGAAGAUUCAGAAGAUUCAGAAGAUUCAGAAGAUUCAGAAGAUUCAGAAGAUUCAGAAGAUUCAGAAGAUUCAGAAGAUUCAGAAGAUUCAGAAGAUUCAGAAGAUUCAGAAGAUUCAGAAGAUUCAGAAGAUUCAGAAGAUUCAGAAGAUUCAGAAGAUUCAGAAGAUUCAGAAGAUUCAGAAGAUUCAGAAGAUUCAGAAGAUUCAGAAGAUUCAGAAGAUUCAGAAGAUUCAGAAGAUUCAGAAGAUUCAGAAGAUUCAGAAGAUUCAGAAGAUUCAGAAGAUUCAGAAGAUUCAGAAGAUUCAGAAGAUUCAGAAGAUUCAGAAGAUUCAGAAGAUUCAGAAGAUUCAGAAGAUUCAGAAGAUUCAGAAGAUUCAGAAGAUUCAGAAGAUUCAGAAGAUUCAGAAGAUUCAGAAGAUUCAGAAGAUUCAGAAGAUUCAGAAGAUUCAGAAGAUUCAGAAGAUUCAGAAGAUUCAGAAGAUUCAGAAGAUUCAGAAGAUUCAGAAGAUUCAGAAGAUUCAGAAGAUUCAGAAGAUUCAGAAGAUUCAGAAGAUUCAGAAGAUUCAGAAGAUUCAGAAGAUUCAGAAGAUUCAGAAGAUUCAGAAGAUUCAGAAGAUUCAGAAGAUUCAGAAGAUUCAGAAGAAUUAGAAGAUUCAGAAGAUUCAGAAGAUUCAGAAGAUUCAGAAGAUUCAGAAGAUUCAGAAGAUUCAGAAGAUUCAGAAGAAUUAGAAUAA